UGGUGACUCCCUUAAGGCCCAGCAAUCUCAUUAGUGUGGCAUCCCAGCAGAGUCAUAAUCCACUCACCAGGAGAAGAAUAAAUCCCUAGGCCACUGCUCUGCUGACCCAGCUCCAGCCGACUGGCACCUAUGGCUCGCUGAGACCUGUCCAGUGCUUGCCUGCAUGAGGAACACAGACCAGCCUGACAGAGCCCAGAAGCUAAGGGUCACUGCAGUGUCUCUGCCAGCCUCACCAUGAACCUGGAGCCACCCAAGGCCGAAAUUCGGUCAGCCACACGGGUUAUAGGAGGACCAGUUACACCCAGGAAAGGACCACCUAAGUUUAAACAACGGCAAACCAGGCAGUUCAAGAGCAAGCCCCCCAAGAAAGGCGUCCAAGGGUUUGGGGAUGACAUCCCUGGAAUGGAAGGCUUGGGUACAGACAUCACUGUCAUCUGCCCAUGGGAGGCCUUCAACCACCUGGAGCUGCAUGAACUGGCCCAGUACGGCAUCAUUUAGUCAAUCCCAGCUGUGAGAGUCCUGUGAAGGAGGCCUGAUGAAGACCCACGCUGCCCCACCACCUCUAUAAACCCUACCCAGGACCCCUGCCCAAGCCUGAAUCCCAGCCUGAGUCCCUAGCCAGGUUGCUCCCAGCCUCCAGGGGGGCAACUUCAUGCCCUGAUACUAGCUACCAAGAGCCUACAGCCUCCCACAGGACACUCUGGUGACCUGAAUUCAUGUGUUAGAAGGAAGGGAGGGAGGGGGACCCAGCACCACCUCCUGUUCUUAUGUCUAGAGUACAGGGAUGAGCUCCCCAGAAGUGUUUCCCUACACUGCCUCCUGUGGACAGGAGUUCCUCUGCCCCGCAACCCUUCCCGAUGGACGUCUGGAGGUGGGACACUGUCCUGGGGUCUCUGGUGAGAGAGGCUGAGGCUGCACUCUUUAUACCAGCCUUCCCAACACACUCUGUCCUAGUCCCUGUUUCUAAAUAAA
This is a messenger RNA of Microtus oregoni (creeping vole), 972 nucleotides long. RefSeq names its product retinal rod rhodopsin-sensitive cGMP 3',5'-cyclic phosphodiesterase subunit gamma. The record is from RefSeq and is a predicted model, not a curated record. Gene Ontology annotation, molecular function: 3',5'-cyclic-nucleotide phosphodiesterase activity; cGMP binding. Lineage: Eukaryota; Metazoa; Chordata; Mammalia; Rodentia; Cricetidae. The transcript has 4 exons. Gene Ontology annotation, biological process: visual perception; positive regulation of G protein-coupled receptor signaling pathway; positive regulation of epidermal growth factor receptor signaling pathway. Bases 235 to 498 code for a protein of 87 amino acids. Gene Ontology annotation, cellular component: photoreceptor outer segment membrane.